AUGAACGCUACACGCACCCUCUUCGCUCGCCAGCCCAUGAUCCGUUUCCUUGGAAAGAGAUCAAUCCCUUCCAGUAUGUGGCUUCAUGUCAAAGCUCCGACGACACCGUCUAACACCCAAGCAGAGAUUGACCACACUCCUCACGCCCACCCCGCCGCUCCCACCUCUGAGCUUCCCGAGUCUUUCGCUUCCUACAGACAAAAGGCCCAACAGCACGGUCCCUUGCACCGCCGUACCGCCGCCAGCCAAUACGGUGGCUUCGUCGGCGGCAAGCCCGGAAAGUCGCUCGGCCCUGUCGAGCCUGCAUCCGGCGAGUUCUUCGACCGCAGCGACCUCCCUGCCCGUUUCGCCAGAACCUCAUGGACCGCGGCUGAGAUCGAGGCCAUCGAGUCCGGCGGUGCCAGCAUGUUCGCAUAA
Messenger RNA from Aureobasidium vineae, 417 nucleotides. The record is from the annotation of a GenBank genome assembly. Lineage: Eukaryota; Fungi; Ascomycota; Dothideomycetes; Dothideales; Saccotheciaceae.